GCCGCAGAUUUUGUAGCCGACGACUGGCUUUGCUUAAAACGAUCCUCCCCGAUGAAUUGGUCUCGUGAACUCAACUCCUCAGAAUUGCUUGCCUACCGAGAAAUUUUUGAAGGGGAAGAAAAGGCGAUCCAUUGCUUCGACGACCUUCCCACCGAAGUCCCACCGAGCUCUCUUGGCUUCCUUUUUUCCCUUUUUUUUAACCACAAUUUGAUUUUUCGACAGCAAGAGUGGUUUGCAUGUUGAAGGACAAGCUCCAGAAUUGAUUCUUUUUUGUUUUUUUUUUUCAUCCAGAAGGGUAAAGCGGCUAGGGUUUUUGGCUGACAUUGAUGGCCCUGCCGUGGAGCUUGGCCAUAUACGUGAUGCACGUGGUUUGGGCAGUUCUCAAUGGGUGGGUGUCCACUUGUUUGAUGAUUGCCGACGAGAUCGCACGCGGUCUCAGGUCCGGCGAUAUCGGUCCGCUGCCUGUUGGUUGACGCCGCCGAGGAAGGUAUGUUCUGGUGAUUCUAUGUUCUUGCCACCAAGGCUCCAACCAACAAGGUUCAAGGGGAGUAGAUACUGAAUGCAAAAUGUGUAUAAAUGGCAUGUAUGUUUAACAUAAUCAAAUAGAUAUAUAUCCACAUACGAUAUAUAAUCUGAUAAUUAUAUAUUCAUUGCACAAUACAAACUUGUACUUUCCAUGCGGAUCUUGUUUUCUGUUAAAUGAGUAAAUGGCAAUACAAUCUGCUACGUAAUCA
Molecule: messenger RNA, 734 nt
Organism: Zingiber officinale
Lineage: Eukaryota; Viridiplantae; Streptophyta; Magnoliopsida; Zingiberales; Zingiberaceae
Exons: 3
Coding region: 327-473 (48 amino acids)
Source: RefSeq, a predicted model, not a curated record